This is a messenger RNA of Drosophila arizonae, 2468 nucleotides long. It is a transcript of the gene mal, whose product is annotated as molybdenum cofactor sulfurase. Gene Ontology annotation, biological process: Mo-molybdopterin cofactor biosynthetic process. The record is from RefSeq and is a predicted model, not a curated record. Gene Ontology annotation, molecular function: molybdenum cofactor sulfurtransferase activity; molybdenum ion binding; pyridoxal phosphate binding. NCBI's taxonomy places the organism in Eukaryota, Metazoa, Arthropoda, Insecta, Diptera, Drosophilidae.
UUUUUGAAAUAUAACUAUCGAGUAACAUCUCUAUAAUUGCCGGUUGCUGCGCUAACUCUCAAAUUGCAGCCAUAAAUAACGCUGGAGCCGCAGUUGAGUGCGCAAUAAUGGUCGAGUACACAGCCGAGUUUACAGCUGAAGAGCAGGCGCUCAUUGAUAAAGAGUUCGCUAGACUGGGGGAGAGCACCUACCUUGAUCAUGCGGGCACAACACUCUAUGCCGAGAGCCAAGUGCUGAGCGCGGCGCAGCAACUGCAGCGCGAUGUUAUUUGCAAUCCGCACACCUGUCGCGCCACCGGCGACUAUGUGGAUCAGGUGCGCUACAGAAUUCUUGAGUUCUUCAAUACGAACGCCAAUGAUUAUCAUGUUGUGUUCACGGCCAAUGCAACGGCUGCACUGCGUCUGGUGGCCGAGCACUUUGAUUUCGCCGGCGAUGGCAACUUUCACUACUGCCAGGAGAAUCACACCUCAGUGCUGGGCAUGCGCCAGUUGGUCAAGGCCAAAGGCAUCUAUAUGCUCACCAAGGACGACAUUGAGCUGAAUGUUCAGGAUCAGCCGUCCACUCCAGCUCCAGCUCCAGCUGCAGUUGCCACGGCACAGGCCAAUUCUCUGGUCACCUUUUCGGCGCAGUGCAACUUCAGCGGCUACAAGAUGCCUCUGACUGUCAUUGAGCAGAUACAAAGGCGCGGCCUGCAGCAACUGGGCAAAUGCGUCUGGAGUGCAGAGUCUCAGCCAGCAGCGAAAGACGUCGAUAGCAACUAUUACGUCUGCCUAGAUGCGGCUGCCUUUGCCGCGAGCAGCCCGCUGGACCUGCAGCGCUUCCGUCCGGACUUCGUUUGCGUCAGCUUCUACAAGAUCUUUGGCUAUCCAACGGGCGUCGGCGGUUUGCUGGUGAGCCGACGCGGCGCAGAGGUGCUGCGCAAGCGAUUCUAUGGCGGCGGCACCAUUAACUAUGCCUAUCCCCACACCAUGGAGCAUCAGCUGCGCAACGUAUUCCACGAGCGCUUCGAGGACGGCACACUGCCAUUCCUGUCCAUCGUGGAGCUGCUGCAGGGCUUUCGCACGCUGGAGCGGCUGGUGCCGGGUCGCAGCAUCGAGCGCAUCUCGCGGCAUGUCCAUGGCCUGGCACGCUACUGUGAGCACCAGCUGAAGCAGCUAAAGCAUCCCAAUGGUGCGCCGCUCAUCACGCUGUAUAACCACGCCGGCUACGAGGAUCGGGCCAAGCAGGGCGGCACCGUUGCCUUCAAUGUGCGCACCGACUCUGGGGACUAUGUGGGCUUCGGCGAGGUCGCCUGCAUGGCGGCACUGCAUCGCAUCCUGCUGCGCACCGGCUGCUUCUGCAACGUGGGCGCCUGCCAGCACUUUUUGCAGCUGAAUGACGAGACGAUGGAUGCGAUCUAUAAGCGCGCCGGACGCAUCUGUGGCGACUACUUCGAUCUGUUGGAUGGACAGCCGACGGGCGCCGUGCGCGUUUCCUUCGGCUACAUGACGCGCAUUCAGGACGUUGAUCGAUUCCUCCAGAUGCUGCGCAACAGCUAUCUGGUGAUCGCGAAGCCACAGCAGCGCUUCAGCUUCAUAGAGCAGCAGGCGGAGCUGCUGCCCAAGGCGCUGCAGCAGCGGGCCCAACGUUUGCGUCCACGUCUCCUCCAGCUGGCCAUUUACCCGGUGAAGUCCUGUGCUGCCUUCAAGAUAGACAGCUCCACAGGCAGCUGGCCUCUGACGAAGCAGGGAUUGCAGUACGAUCGCGAGUGGAUGAUCGUCGAUAUGAAUGGCAUGGCGCUGACCCAGAAACGCUGCACGGAUCUGUGCCUGAUACAGCCACGCAUUGUGGGUGAUCAACUGGAGCUGCACUACGCGGAGACGUCCUGCAGCGUGCCACUCUCGCUGAGCGUUCAGGCUGCCAAUUCGGCGCGCUGCCACAGCAAGGUCUGUCGCCAGGCCAUCGAGGGCUACGACUGCGGCGAUGAGGUGGCCACCUGGCUAAGCCAGAGCCUGGGGCUGGAGGGUGUGCGUCUGCUGCGGCAAUCCGCACAGCGCAGCGCACCGGGCACACAGCAGCAGCAGCUGAGCUUGGUGAAUCAGGCACAGUUCCUGCUGGUCAACCGGGCCUCGGUGCGCUCGCUGCAGUUCGAGGAGUCGCUGGACGAGACCGUGGAUCGCUUUCGCGCCAACAUCAUCAUCGACACGGGCACGCCCUUCGAGGAGCUGGCCUACACGCAGCUGCGCAUCGGCGACAUUCUCUUCCAAGUGGACGGUCCCUGCCAGCGCUGCGACAUGAUCUGCAUCAAUCAGCGCACCGGCGAACGCUCUCCAGAGACCCUCACGACCAUCGCCCGCAUGCAGAGCGGCAAAAUGCGAUUCGGGAUCUACAUCUCUCGCCUGCCCAGUGGAACGGACGACACACUAGAGCAGCAGCAGCAAUUGACUUGUGGCGAUGUCAUUGUCGUUAGCUAACAUAUAAUAUAUAGC